Molecule: messenger RNA, 1208 nt
Organism: Sesamum indicum (sesame)
Lineage: Eukaryota; Viridiplantae; Streptophyta; Magnoliopsida; Lamiales; Pedaliaceae
Product: S-adenosyl-L-methionine:benzoic acid/salicylic acid carboxyl methyltransferase 2-like
Molecular function (GO): methyltransferase activity
Source: RefSeq, a predicted model, not a curated record
GAGAGAGAGAGAGAGAGAGAAUCAAUAUCAUUCAUGGAAGUAGGGAGAGUGCUUCACAUGAAUGGAGGGGUAGGAGAAGCCAGUUAUGCUAAUAACUCAUUAGUUCAGGAAAAGGUGAUAUCUAUGACAAAGCCGAUAACAGAAGCGGCAAUAACUGAACUGAUGAUGUGCAGCAGCAUGGCCUGGCGGCCGGGCAAGAUCUUGUGUAUGGCAGAGUUGGGGUGUUCCUCUGGCCCAAACACUUUGAUUGUGGCGAUGGAGUUUGUGAAAAUCGUCAGCCAAUUAUGCCGAAAACACGGGCAUGAUCAGUUGCCGGAAUUCCAGAUACAGUUGAAUGACCUUCCAGGAAACGAUUUCAACUCCAUUUUCAAAUCCUUUGCCCCCAGUUUCCAUGCACAACUGUUACAGGAAUUGGGAUCAUCUGCACCAUAUUGUUUCUUAUCCGGGGUUCCUGGCUCCUUCUAUGGCAGGCUUUUUGCUGCAAAAUCUCUGCAUUUUGUUCAUUCUUCUUACAGCCUCAUGUGGCUCUCCAAGGUCCCUGAAGGGGUGGAAAUGAACAAAGAAAAUAUAUACAUAGCAAGCACAAGCCCAGCAAGUGUGAUUAAUGCAUAUUAUGAGCAAUUUCAAAGAGAUUUCUCCACUUUUCUGAGAUGUCGUUCGGAGGAAGUAAUGGGCGGUGGGAAAAUGGUGUUAACUCUUUUGGGGAGGAAAAGUGAGAGUGCUUGUAGCAAGGAGUGCUGCUAUAUUUGGGAGCUCUUGGCCCUCUCACUCAAGCACCUGCUAUCCCAGGGACUGAUAGAAGAAGAGAAGUUAGGUUCAUUCAACAUCCCUCAGUACACACCAUCGCUUUCAGAAGUGAAGACAGAAGUCGAAAAGGAAGGAUCCUUCACUAUCAACCAGCUCGAGGUCUCAGAAAUUGAAUGGGCUGCAUGCGGCAGCAGUGGCUUCUGCUCCCAGGAAUAUUCCAAAAACGGCAUCGACGAUGGGUACAAUGUGGCGAAAUGCAUGAGAUCUGUGGCGGAACCCUUGUUAGUGGAGCAGUUUGGUGAAUUGGUAAUUGAUCAACUGUUUGAGAAUUACAGGAACAUCCUUUCUGAUCGCAUGUCCAGAGAGGACACCAAAUUUAUUAAUGUCACUGUUUCCAUGACGAGGAAAGAAUGAAGGCUGACUGAACGUUUUAUUACAAUUCAUGUUUCAUCUUCCAUUCC